Messenger RNA from Electrophorus electricus (electric eel), 1616 nucleotides. Its product is annotated as synaptobrevin homolog YKT6-like. Lineage: Eukaryota; Metazoa; Chordata; Actinopteri; Gymnotiformes; Gymnotidae. The record is from RefSeq and is a predicted model, not a curated record. Gene Ontology annotation, cellular component: Golgi apparatus. Gene Ontology annotation, molecular function: SNAP receptor activity. Gene Ontology annotation, biological process: endoplasmic reticulum to Golgi vesicle-mediated transport.
UGGGCGUCUAUCGUGAGAGCAGGUACAAAGGGAAAAGGUGUCGCAUUUCGUUAUGGACGUUGAUAAUUAGCCGUUGCAAGCGACCGUGCCGUUUUAUUUCCACACGGGUGUUUGUACUAUCACAAUGAAGCUGUUUAGUCUGAGCAUCAUGUACAAAGGUGACUCCAAACCCAGGCUUCUUACAGCAGCCUAUGACUUGUCCUCAUUCAGCUAUUUUCAAAGAUCCAGCAUACAAGAGUUCAUGGCAUUCACCGGUAGCCUCAUAGUUGAGCGUUCUGUGUUUGGAAAUCGAUCCUCAAUUAAAGAGAAAGACUAUAUGUGUCAUGUGCACAUACGUGACGAUGGUCUUUGUGCUGUGCUCAUAGCAGACAGCGAGUACCCAGAGCGAGUGUGUUUCUCUCUCCUCGACAAGGUGUUGGAUGAGUUCUCCAGACAGGUGGAUGACCGCGAGUGGACGACUGGAACUCCGGAGAGCAUCCGCUUCACUCUGCUCGAUGAGUACAUCAGCAAAUACCAGAACCCCAGAGAAGCGGACGCACUAACUAGACUUCAGGCAGAAGUCGAUGAGACAAAGAUCAUUUUGCACAACACCAUGGAUUCAUUACUGCAGAGAGGGGAAAAGCUAGAUGACCUGGUGCAGAAGUCAGAGGAUCUGGGACAAACAUCCAAAACCUUUUACAAAACCGCUCGGAAACACAACAGUUGCUGCAAGAUGAUGUGAUUUGUCUCAAAGAUCAACUGAGGAUGUUUUUGCAUCAACACAUCCAUGAAUGCAUUUCUAUAGUCAGGUUUGUUUGUUUUGUGUCUUUAAUCAGUGUUAGAAAUGAUUUCUUUCACUCUGGUAAAGCCAGAAAAUCUGUAAGUUUGCAUAGGUCCAUUUGCACUCACUGGCAUUGCACAGAGUCCGUUUUGGGAAGCCUCUUUUGGAGCGCUAAGAGAAGCAUGCUCCUCUGAGAUCUGGAAACGUUUAAUGUUAUUUUUGAAUGUGGAUGACACUGGCAGCAGUGCAGAUUAUUUGAUGUGUACAUCAAAUAAUCAGAAAAUUACAAGCAGAAAAUUCGCAGGAAGUUCCUGAAAAGCUGCUAUAUGGGUGGGAGUAAGCAGUUUCAUUGUGUGUGUGUUUGUGUUUGUGUGGGGGGGGGGCUAGAUGAUUGGUUAAUGUACAAUCAAUUUGUGCCUAGUGGGAGAAAUCGAGACAUUAGAUGUGUAUAGUUUAAAAAAUCGAAUCUUUAUUGUUUUCAGUUUCAUUUGCUCUUGGUUUUGUUCUCCUCCUCUUUUGCCUUGGGUUGUUUGUCUUUUUGUCCCUUUGCCUGCUUGCGGAGAGGAAUGUUUUUGUUUACACUAGUGUAAGUAAACCGUAGCUUCUGUUUACAGUGCUGCUAAAGGGUUACUGACAUUGUUUGACCAUGCAGGAGAGUGAUCCGGGUUACUGAAAUGUAUGUGUUGUUUUUCCCCUUGUUUUCAGUUCCCUUUUUCCUAAGUGAUGGGUUAAUGGUGUUAAGUGCACACCCUCCUGCAACCAUCUUUGUUCCAGUUUUGUUGUAACGCUCAGUUGGCGUGUUGGUCAUAACUGUUUACAAACGAUACAACUUGCAACCGAAAACUGAUUAAAGAGA